Molecule: messenger RNA, 2653 nt
Organism: Linum tenue
Lineage: Eukaryota; Viridiplantae; Streptophyta; Magnoliopsida; Malpighiales; Linaceae
Source: the annotation of a GenBank genome assembly
UCCCAGAUCCCACUCCCUCAAUUAUAUUCAAAAUAAUACUACAAACCCACCACCAAGACACCAACUGCCAAACUAAUCCAUUUUUGACUUCCCUCCCUCCCGUUCCUCCGCAGUCCGUUCCCAAGCAGAAACAAAGAAGAAAACAAACAAAGAUAGUAUACUUCCAUGGAAGAGUCCUCAGCUCAACGCCGCCUCAAGACCGUUCAGAGCCACUUGCUCCACGGCGGAGACGAUCGGUCGCUUCGUUUGGAACCUAACUUCACCGCCUCGUUGCAGUUCGUGAACAGUCAUACGUACAGCGUAAGUCUGCCGGAGAAAUUGCAGACUGGGAAGUGGAAUGUUUACAGAUCUGUGCGGUCUCCAUUGAAGCUUAUGAGCAGGUUUCCUGAUCAUCCAGAGAUUGGGACAUUGCACGAUAACUUUCAACAUGCUGUUGAGAAUUAUCGAGAUUACAAGUAUUUGGGGACGCGAAUUCGGCAGGAUGGAAAAAUUGGAGACUACAUGUGGAUGACUUAUGGAGAAGCUGCUACUGCCAGGGAAGCGAUAGGUUCUGGCCUUCGUUAUAAUGGCUUGGAUAAGGGAGCUUGUAUUGGAACUUAUUUCGUAAACAGACCAGAAUGGCUGAUCGUGGAUCAUGCUUGUGCAGCAUAUUCAUACAUCUCGGUUCCCUUAUAUGAUACUCUUGGUCCAGAUGCAGUUAAGUUUGUGGUGAAUCAUGCUGAUGUGCAAGCCAUCUUUUGCAACCCUGCGACCUUGAACACUGUGAGCUACCUUUUGCCUUCUUUUAAGCUUUUCCUGUUGACAUUUGUCUCAGAGAUUCCAUCAGUGAGGCUCAUAGUGGUAGUUGGGGGUGUAGAUGAGAACUUACCAUCACUGCCUUCUUCUGGAGUCAAGCUCAUAUCUUAUCUGAAAUUGAUUGGUGAGGGCCGCAGCAGCCUACAACCUUUUAUUCCUCCUAGACCUGAAGAUGUCGCAACCAUAUGUUACACCAGCGGUACAACUGGGACGCCGAAGGGAGUUGUCUUGACACAUGGAAACUUGAUCGCAAGUGUUGCUGGUUCCAGUUUGUCUAUCAAAUUCACAUCUUCAGAUAUUUACAUAUCUUACCUUCCUUUGGCACACAUCUAUGAACGAACCAACCAAAUAUCAGCCGUGUACUAUGGUGUUGCUGUUGGCUUCUAUCAGGGGGACAGUUUGAAGUUGAUGGAUGAUUUGGCUGCUUUAAGACCUACAAUAUUCUGCAGUGUCCCUCGGUUGUAUAACCGGAUAUAUGAUGGGAUCACAGCUGCUGUGAAGACUUCUGGAGCGUUAAAGGAGAAACUUUUUAAUGCUGCCUUCAACUCAAAGAAGCAAGCAUUAAUGAGUGGUCGGACUCCAUCGCCAAUGUGGGAUAGAUUGGUUUUCAAUAAAAUAAAGGCUAAGCUAGGAGGGCGGGUUCGGCUUAUGGGAUCAGGCGCUUCACCCCUGUCUCCUGAUGUUAUGGACUUCCUGAGGGUGUGCUUUGGAUGUCAAGUGCUUGAGGGAUAUGGAAUGACUGAGACGUCUUGUAUCAUAAGCAUUAUGGAUGAGGGUGACUAUCUAUCUGGUCACGUUGGAUCUCCAAAUCCUGCUUGUGAAGUAAAACUGGUGGAUGUUCCUGAAAUGAAUUACACCUCACAAGACCAGCCUUAUCCUCGCGGCGAAAUAUGUGCUAGGGGUCCAACCAUCUUCCAGGGCUACUACAAAGAUCAAACCCAGACAAGAGAAGUAAUAGACGAGGAUGGAUGGUUACAUACAGGAGAUAUUGGACUAUGGCUAGACGGAGGCCGCCUCAAGAUUAUUGAUAGGAAAAAGAACAUCUUCAAGCUCGCACAGGGCGAAUACAUAGCUCCAGAGAAGAUCGAGAAUGUUUACACCAAAAGCAGAUUCGUUGGCCAGUGUUUCAUCUAUGGUGAUAGCUUCAACUCAUCCUUAGUCGCCAUAGUAUCGGUAGACCCAGAUGUGUUGACAGAAUGGGCAACUUCCCAAGGGAUCAAGGCUGAUGAUUUAGGCCAACUAUGCAAUGAUCCAAGAGCUAGAGCCGCAGUCCUCGCUGACAUGGAUUCAAUAGGAAAGGAAGCACAGUUGAGAGGUUUCGAGUUUGCCAAGGCUAUAACUCUUGUUCCUGAGCCGUUUACCCUGGAGAACGGGCUACUAACUCCAACCUUCAAGAUUAAGAGGCCUCAGGCGAAGGACUGUUUUGCCAAAGCCAUAACUGACAUGUACGACGAGCUUUCUGCUUCCGACCAUCAGACUCCGACCUCGAAGCUGUAGCUAGACAGUCAGAUGAGUCGUUCAUUGGUUGGUUAUCCGAUUAAAUUAGUGAAACAGAAUUUGCUCUAGAAAAUAAUCCACACCCAAAAAUCCAACAAUAAGAAACAUAAUAAUUCGUAACUCGUUACAUAACUUUUGAGAUGAAAUGGGGGGUUUUUGGUUGGCGGGGUGAGGUGUAAUAUUCACAAACUGUUGUAAAUUAAACCCUGAACUGAAUCUGGGAUGCACAAAAUGGUAAGAUACAGCACAUCUCUUGGUUGGGGCAAUAGUUACGGAUACAGCAGAUCUUAACUACUAAGUUGCAGUUUUCCUCCUUCCACAAUGCAUCUUCUUGACCAGUUCGUCCGAACACCAAACGGAU